GUGGCUGGUGGAUUUCAGUUUUUGCCGGCGUUGGUGAACUUGUGUUUACCUCUUCUCUAACUUCGUUUUUGGCUCUUUUUGCUAAGAUGUACUCUUCCGGUGGUGGCUCCUUUUUCGUUCUGUCUCGUGCUGUUGUUUGCUCUGGUGGUGGCGGUGUGGUUCUGCCCCUCUUUUCUGAAGCCUCGGGACGGUGGCUCGUGUGCUCAGCUGCAUCUCUGGUGGUUCUUGGUGGCUCGUUCUUCUCUAUUGCUAUGGUUACAAUCUGGUUUUCAGAUCUUGGUUCAGGUGGCUUUGUUGAGGUGUGGGAGCAGCUCAGUCACGCUAUGGUGGUUGUGCUGGUGGCGUCUCUGGAUUCCGGUGUAGCUAGCCGGUCUCUUCUCGCCUUCUUCCUAUUCAGUUUUGGGGUUGUUCUAGUUCCUUCGCUUCACCACGGAGCUUCUGUUGUUCGUGUGGCGGUUAGGCUCGCCGUCGGUGGGUUUCUUUGGUUACGGCGAGUCUCCUCUGCUUGUGGGAGGACAUUGGUGUCAGUUUUGUCUUCCGUCGCUGCUUUUUUGUGGCUUCUCGCCAGGUUUCCUUUUCUCUUAACCGGUGGUUCGAUGUCGGUGGUUUUUAUUAAGUGUAUCAGUUUUAGGAGGUGUGCAUCUUGUCCGAGUGGAGUCUUCUUGAGAAGAAUAGAGGCGGCGCUUUGGUCUACGUGGCAUUGCUGAUCCGUGGGAGAUGGUUCCUAUCUUUUGUAUAGGAAUGGCGACCGGAGGUGGUUUCUCUGAUUGCCCAUAGAUGCUCCUG
Molecule: messenger RNA, 786 nt
Organism: Arabidopsis arenosa
Lineage: Eukaryota; Viridiplantae; Streptophyta; Magnoliopsida; Brassicales; Brassicaceae
Source: the annotation of a GenBank genome assembly